UGAAAUGAAAUGCUUUGAAUGAAUAUAAAUGAAGGUCUAAGCAGUAGAUAAAAAAUAAAUCACUUAUUUUGCUGCCAAUAAUGGGAAGCAGUGACUAGUGGGGGCCAAAGCCACACAAAAAGGGUGUAUAAACCACUAGCAAAAAUCCACCAAUUGAACUAUCCAUAGUACUGAAAGAUAAAUUCAUUACUCAAAAUUGAUACUUUGAUACCAAUCUCCUUUCUUCCCUAAAUUUCUAGGAAACCCACCAAAUUUCUUUUAUGCUAUUUGGUUGAUUCUCAAUUCCCACUCAAUUAAAAAAAAAAAAAAAAAAAAAAACUUUCCCCUUUUUCCCUCAUCUAACUUUCAAUUUUCUUGCCCCAAAGUCCACUCUAUCUCUUUCCAAUUUAAAAUACUGGGUUUUGGUUUUCCCCUCAAUCGAUGUUCUUCUCUGCGCUUUUGGCUUAAUUUCAACCAUGGUGAUGCUCAAUAGUUCUUUCGCUGCUUGGAUCAGCCGGUUGUUUGCUUGCAUGGGGGGUUGUUUUGGAUGCUGCACUAAACCCACACCUAUUAUUGCUGUGGAUGAGCCAUCUAAAGGAUUAAGAAUUCAAGGACGAGUUGUUAAGAAACCUAGCAUAUCUGAUGGUUUUUGGAGCACAAGCACAUGUGAUUUGGAUAAUAGCACCAUUCAGUCUCAACGGAGCAUCUCGUCUAUCAGUACAUUAAACCUCACUCUCAGCAAUAGCAAUGUUGCUGGCAGUGUGAGCAGCUCUUCUGAAUUUAUAAAUCAUGGUCUCCUUCUCUGGAAUCAGACUAGGAUGCAGUGGAUUGGAAGUGGUACUACUAAGUUGACAGAUGAAACUCAACAAAGACAGAAGGCAAAAAUCAGUUGGCGUGCAACGUAUGACAGUUUACUGGGUACAAGACAACCUUUUCCCCAUCCAAUUCCUUUGUCUGAAAUGGUCAACUUUCUUGUGGAAGUAUGGGAACAGGAGGGUCUAUAUGAUUGAAAAUGCUUUUGUUUUUGGAUACAUUUCUUGAAUCUUUAGGAAGCUUCUCUGUACGGAAUGCAAAAGGGUUUUUCUUUUUCUUUUUCUUUAUCAACAAUCCUACAUUUUUCAGCUGUACAAAUGUAUUUAACACCAAUGUGCUUGUGCACUUUUGGCUUUUUAAGACAGACAACAGAAGAAGCAACUGCCUUUGAUAGUGUUGAGUCAAUAUAUAUUAUUGGCAUUCUUGAAAAUAUGGAAUCUUAUAGCCACCAUUUUCAAUGUA
Cucumis melo (muskmelon) is the source of this 1254-nucleotide messenger RNA. RefSeq lists its product as uncharacterized. The transcript has 5 exons. Lineage: Eukaryota; Viridiplantae; Streptophyta; Magnoliopsida; Cucurbitales; Cucurbitaceae. The record is from RefSeq and is a predicted model, not a curated record. The coding region runs from base 456 to 989 and encodes 177 amino acids.